GUUCCUGACGCUGAGGACAAGGCUCCUGGCGGUGAGGACAAGGAUCCUGGCGGUGAGGACAAGGUUCCUGGCGGUGAGGACAAGGUUCCUGGCGGUGAGGACAAGGUUCCUGGCGGUGAGGACAAGGUUACUAGCGGUGAGGACAAUGUUCCUGGCUUUGAGGACAAGGUUACUAGCGGUGAGGACAAGGUUCCUGGCAGUGAGGAGAAGGUUCCUGGCGGUGAGGACAAGGUUACUAGCGGUGAGGACAAGGUUCCUGGCAGUGAGGACAAGGUUCCUGGCGGUGAGGACAAGGUUCCUGGCGGUGAGGACAAGGUUCCUGGCGGUGAGGACAAGGUUCCUGGCGGUGAGGACAAGGUUACUAGCGGUGCGGACAAGGUUCCUGGCGGUGAGGACAAAGUUCCUGGCAGUGAGGAGAAGGUUACUAGCGGUGAGGACAAGGUUCCUGGCGGUGAAGACAAGGUUCUUCGCGGUGAGGACAAGGUUACUAGCGGUGAGGACAAGGUUCCUGGCGGUGAGGACAAGGUUCCUGGCGGUGAGGACAAGGUUCCUGGCGGUGAGGACAAGGUUCCUGGCGGUGAGGACAAGGUCCCUGGCGCUGAGGACAAGGUUCCUGGCGGUGAGGACAAAGUUCCUGGCGGUGAGGACAAGGUUCCUGGCGGUGAGGACAAGGUUCCUGGCGGUGAGGACAAGGUUCCUGGCGGUGAGGACAAGGUUCCUGGCGGUGAGGACAAGGUUUCUGGCAGUGAGGACAAGGUUCCUGUCGGUGAGGACAAGGUUCCUGGCGGUGAGGACAAUAUUCCUGGCGGUGAGGACAAGGUUCCUGGAGGUGAGGACAAAGUUCCUGGAGGUGAGGACAAGGUUUCUGGGGGUGAGGACAAGGUUCCUCGCGGUGAGGACACUGAGGUUCCUGGCGGUGAGGACAAGGUUUCUGGCGGUGAGGACAAGGUUCCUGGCGGUGAGGACAAGGUUCCUCGCGGUAAGGACAAGGUUCCUCGCGGUGAGGACAAGGCUCCUGGCGCUGAGGACAAGGUACCUGGCGCUGAGGACAUGGUUCCUGGCGGUGAGGAUAAUGUUCCUGGCGGUGAGGACACUGAGGUUCCUGGCGGUGAGGACAAGGUUUCUGGCGGUGAGGACAAUGUUCCUGGCGCUGAGGACAAGGUUCCUGGCGCUGAGGACAAGGUUUCUGGCAGUCAGGACAAGGUUCCUCGCGGUGAGGACAAGGUUCCUGGCGCUGAGGACAAGGUUCCUGGCGCUGAGGACAAGGUUCCUGGCGGUGAGGACAAGGUUUCUGGCGGUGUGGACAAGGUUCCUGGCGGUGAGGACAAGGUUCCUCGCGGUGAGGACAAGGUUCCUGGCGCUGAGGACAAGGUUCCUGGCGGUGAGGACAAUGUUCCUGGCGGUGAGGACAAGGUUCCUGGCGGUGAGGACAAUGAUCCUGGCGGUGAGGACAAGGUUCCUGGAGGUGAGGACACUGAGGUUCCUGGCGGUGAGGACAAGGUUUCUGGCGGUGAGGACAAGGUUCCUCGCGGUGAGGAGAAGGUUCCUCGCGGUGAGGACAAGGUUCCUGGCGCUGAGGACAAGGUUCCUGGCGGUGAGGACAAGGUUCCUGGCGGUGAGGACAAGGUUCCUGGCGCUGAGGACAAGGUUCCUGGCGCUGAGGACAAGGUUCCUGGCGGUGAGGACAAUGAUCCUGGCGGUGAGGACAAGGUUCCUCGCGGCGAGGACACUGAGGAUCCUGGCGGCGAGGACAAGGUUUCUGGCGGUGAGGACAAGGUUCCUCGCGGUAAGGACGAGGUUCCUCGCGUUGAGGACAAUGUUCCUGGCGCUGAGGACAAUGUUCCUGGCGCUGAGGACAAGGCUCCUGGCGCUGAGGACAAGGUUUCUGGCAUUGAGGACAAGGUUCCUCGCGGUGAGGACAAGGUUCCUGGCGCUGAGGACAAGGUUCCUGGCGCUGAGGACAAGGUUCCUGGGGCUGAGGACAAGGUUCCUCGCGGUGAGGACAAGGUUCCUCGCGGUGAGGACAAGGUUCCUCGCGGUGAGGACAAGGUUCCUCGCGGUGAGGACAAUGUUCCUGGCGCUGAGGACAAUGUUCCUGGCGCUGAGGACAAGGUUCCUGGCGCUGAGGACAAGGUUCCUCGCGGUGAGGACAAGGUUCCUAGCGCUGAGGACAAGGUUCCUGGCGGUGAGGACAAGGUUCCUGGCGGUGAGGACAAGGUUCCUGGCGGUGAGGACAAGGUUCCUGGCGGUGAGGACAAGGUUCCUCGCG
This is a messenger RNA of Paramuricea clavata, 2269 nucleotides long. NCBI's taxonomy places the organism in Eukaryota, Metazoa, Cnidaria, Anthozoa, Malacalcyonacea, Plexauridae. The record is from the annotation of a GenBank genome assembly.